Akanthomyces muscarius is the source of this 702-nucleotide messenger RNA. RefSeq lists its product as uncharacterized. Lineage: Eukaryota; Fungi; Ascomycota; Sordariomycetes; Hypocreales; Cordycipitaceae. The record is from RefSeq and is a predicted model, not a curated record. The coding region runs from base 1 to 702 and encodes 233 amino acids. The transcript is spliced from 3 exons.
AUGUCUGCAGCAAAGCCAAUACUUCUUAUUUUAGGCAGUGGCGCCAACAUCGGGCAGGGUGUCGCUCGCGCAUUCUCUGCCAAAGGGUACAGGGUCGCUGCAACGUCACGUUCUGAAAAGCCGAAACAAGAACAAGUACCGGCAUAUGCAAUCGACCUGCACAUCACAAGCGAUCUUGUGGAUGCCGGCUCUAUCCUGGGAGUCUUUGAGAAGGUCCGCCAGGCUCUGGGGCAGGCGCCUAGCGUGGUAGUCUACAAUGCGGCGGCAUUGACUUUUACCCCACCCGAUGACCCCUUGGCUUUGUCCGUCGAGGAUCUCAAUCGUGACUUCCAGAUCAAUACCGCCAGUGUCCUCGAGGCAGCCAAGCAAGCGGUCGCUGGGUUCAGCAGCUUGCCCUCCGCUGCGGCCAAAACGUUCAUUUACACAGGCAACAGGCUCACCGAUGGUCCCCUGCCCGGAUUCGUUGAUUUAGGCAUUGGGAAGAGUGGCUCCGCACAUUUGAUUGCUGCCGCUAGUGAAGCCUACGCGCCCAAGGGAUUCAGAUUUUAUUUUGCUGAUCAACGUGCUGCCGACGGCGGCAAGCCAAACCUUGAUGGGGCAGCGCAUGGCGAGUUCUACUUGGAGCUCGCGGAGGGCAAAACAAAUGUGCCAUGGCUAGCCACAUUCGCCGCUAGUUUAGGCUAUAGGAACUUUCGCAAUUAG